GAGGAGUUUAAUGACGUUGUUCCACGCAGCAUCUGACGUCAUCCAAUGUAAUUUAUAGGAAGGAGACCGUUACCAGAAAAUGUCUUCAGACUAGGUACUUACAGGAAUGGCUAAUAGAGCUCGUCUACCUCGCUAAAAUACCACGGCUAGCGUAGUAACCGUGUCUAAAUCCCACACUGGCCUCAUUCCGCACGUUGAGUGUUUUUCCCGCCGACCUUAGAGCUGCUUUUCCGCUGUUACAUAAAACCUCUGAACAUUGCCAAUGUGGAACAGAGCUGAUCCUGACGAUGGGUACCAGUCUUCUAAAACAGGUUCAAAUAGCGGAAUCUCUCCAGGAUGUGUCGCCAGCCAUGAAUCAACCUGGCACAGCAAGCAGCCCAGUGUCUUCCGACGUCGACACAGCAGUGUGUCAGACAGUGGCGAUACCGGCAUUGGUACCUGCUCUGAUGGCGUGGAAGAUGACUCCAGCUCAAGCACCACACCUUCAUCUCUGCAGCCACAAUCCCGCCGUCACUCUGGUCAAGAGGAUGCGUUUGGCAGCAGCAUCCCCGUCGGCCAUGUCAAGCCAUCCCCUUGCACCUCAUCCUACAGCAGCCUGAAAAGGAUACCCUCACCCAGCAGCUCAGGUCACUGGAGCAAGUCUUGCCAGUUGCUCCCUCCAGCUAGUUCUCCUCUCAGUGCACCGAGUAGUGUGGACAUGAGGGACCAGCAGCCCAUCCGGAGGUGGUCUUCUCUAACUAAGUUGUCAUCCGGGGCUGAAAAGGGCUCCAGUCGGACGUCAGUUCACCAGCACAACACAGAUUCACAUGGCUCUCUAGACAGAGGACUGCUGUACGGCUACAGAAAGGAACCACGUGGUUUAAAUGGGGACCUUUAUUUACCUUUAUCUUCCUCCUUACUCUGUCAUAGCUUGUUGCAGCGCUCACCUGGCGCCGGUCCCUGCUACUGGAGCCAACAUGGUAGUAAAUCCACUGGUUUUGAAACAGACCUGUCUCUUUCCUCAACCCUAUCCUCACCCGUUAAACAGAGCAGUUUGGACAUGAACUAUGGUAGUCUAGCAGAGGCUAAGCUGGCUCUGGGAGGUGGUCAGGUUCAUUGCUUUGGUUCACCACAGCAAGCGGAGUCCCCUCUUAGUCACCGGGUUGACAGAGACUCUCCCAUUCAGCCGGCCGUCCGUACUCAAAUGUGGCUGACUGAGCAGAUGGAGUACAGCUCUAAAGUUGAGCAUGGAGGAGAACUCGGCCAGUUCCUCGGUACCGGAGCAAAGGUCUGUGGUGGAAAUGGAUUCUCGCCCUGGCAAGGACCAACACUUGAAGCAGGAUUGCAGGACCAGAUGCUGCAGGGGACAUCCCAGAUGAUCAACACGCUGGUGAAGGUUAAAGAGGGAAUGCUGAGACAAAGAGAGUUGGAGAUAGACAGGCAGAAUCAGCAGAUCCUGCAGCUCCACGCCCGCAUUCGAGAGAAUGAGCUGAGAGCCCAGCAGGUGCUGCACAGUCAGAGGUGGUUUGAAGACCCUCAGAUUUUGCAGAUGAAGGAGUCGGUGAAGGAAGUGGCAUCUGAUCGGCUGAGCUGUCGUGAAGAACUCGGCAGGAAACUGGCAGUGGCUGAACUGGAAGUGCUCCACCUUAACGAGCUUUACAAGCAAGCCACUCAGAAAUAUACAGAAGACCUCAGGAAACUGGAAGAAAAGAUAAAGACGAGGGAUCGUUACAUCAACAGCUUAAAGAAGAAAUGUCAGAGGGAGAGUGAACAGAACCAGGAAAAACAGCAACGUAUAGAAACUCUGGAGAAGUACCUCGCGGAUCUGCCAACGCUGGACGAGGUGCAGGUCCAGACCCUGCAGCUGGAGGAGGUGCAGAAGAAAGCCGAGGACCUGGAGAAGAAGAUGUGUGGCAUACAGAAGGACCUAGACGACUGCUGUGGUCUGCUGAGAGACAAAGACGUCAAGAUUAGGACACAAGACAGGAGAGAGAAGGAGCUGAUUGCAUCUGUACAUAGCCUGCAGCAGAAGGUGCAGCAGUGCUUGGAGGACGGUGUGAGGUUGCCUGUGUUGGAUCUGAAGCAGCUGGAGGAAGAAAACGCUGAGCUUCUGGAGAAGCGCGACCAUAGCAGCAGGCUCAUCGAGCACCAGAAAGGACAGAUUCAUCGACUGAGCUCACACGUAAAGGCAAUCAGUGCAAGACUACACAAGGGACGAAGUCUUUCACACGUUUGUCCUCCUGAGGGCCAAGAGAGUCCGUCCAUUGAGUCUUCGGCCUCGCCGCAGCCACAGGCGGGUGACGGGCUGCGGGAGCGUUCUCUGUCCCACGCGGAGAUGCCACAAGUGGGACGGCUUCUGAAAGAGAUGUCCCUUUGUUUGCUGGACCUUCAGGCUCUCUGCAGCAUCUUGGCUCAGAGAGCUCAAGGAAAGGAGCUCAACUUGUCUCUGUUGCUGCAAAUGACGUCGUUGAACAUUCCCGCAGAGGAAAGCAAGUGCGGGGAUGUGCAGGAGGAAGAAGCCAAGUUGAAACUGACGGAGGUGGGCCAGCUGAGGAAAGGCGUUGAGGAGCUGAGGAAGAACAUUGCGGACUGCUACGCACACUACGUGGUGGACAGCAGGGCCAAGAAGUGACGGGAAAUUGUUGGUGGUGUUCAACUCUAUGCAAGCACAUGAAGGCCGUUUCAAUUCAAACGCAAUUUUCCCUCAUCCAGGUAAACUCACUAUGGCUAUGAAUGCAUAAACCAUGCUGAUGUGUCAGCAUUUUUCACACGAGACAUCAACUCAAAGUAGAUCACCUCCGGAAUAUAGUACACCUAAUUUCACGUGAAAGCAUUGGCUUCAUUAUGUGAGUAGUUAAUUACUCAAUAAUUCGUUUUUUAGAUAUAAUAAAUAAGGCAUAAAGACUAAUAUUUUCAGGUAAAAAGUUGUAAUAUUAUAACUUGGGGGUAGUGUCCGCAGCACCUUUUCGAAAAGCUUUGUUCCCCUCUAAUUUGUACCGUCCAAAAACAAUGUUACGCUAUACUGUAUUAAAACAAGACACUUUGUAGCACUAGGACCAAGCGGAAAACCGCUCCAGCCGAAGCCGGUUUACAUUUAAGACCGCCCACAAAAGCUCAUCAAUUGGCUCAACUGAUUUUUUUGGCUCGGGUGUGAUCGGCCAUCCCCGCUGUCACUCUAUGUGCACGUGGACUUGCCCACCGGUGUCUUCGUUAGCUAGCCAUAGCCCGUUACAUGUUGGACGUUUCUUGUACCUGGGUCACGUCAGCUAGACAGUCUUUAAUAUCAUUUAAUGUAACGUGCGUGUGUACGUGUGUUUGAUUCCCCCUUCACACCUCAGUCACCAGUUGUCCACGUAGCGAAAGGGGAUGGACUAAUUUGAAAUAAUGGUGGCUGAGGAGAAACCCCUAGCGGUGGAAAAUAGGGAGCAGGUGGAGGAGGCGCUGGUAAAUAUUACUUCCUGGCAAGUGCGCAUCGACAUUACUAUUCUGUCAACAUUAGCAGCCUCAGGAACUGAGAACACAGUAUACUUACUGACGUGUAUGUCAUAUCUCUUAUAUGAGGGACACAUGCAAGUUUUCUUUAGUCACAACUCACUGUAACAACCCAGGCAUUUUCGUCUCUUCGGCAACACUCGGGCCGACUCGGCGCAACACUUCCUGUGGUCCGGUAAAGUUUGGUCUUCAAAAUAAAAGCACGCCAGCAAACUAUAACUAUAACGGAGUACAGUAUUCCAUUAACACAGCACCACGGUUUUCCCAAUCUACCAGAUGUUAAUGGGUGCCAGUAGUAUCUUUUGUGUAUUUCUGUGACCUUUUACGGUUUGUGUGCAAAUAAGCUUACAUAUGUUUUAUGAAUGGGUGAAGUCUUCCACCCAACUGAUAGUAUUUGCCAUUAUUUCCCUAAAUCAAUUUAGCAUCUAAAUCACAGUAAACCUUCAACUAAUAAAUGUGCCCAAGGAAUAUUUUACUUUGUUCCAACUAGCAAUCAAGUAACUGGUUGUAUGUGCUUUACAUUGUUCAUCUUAUCUUCUAACGUCAUUGAACCCAAAUACUUAGCAACACAAACGGUUCAGUCAUGUUUGACUAAUAUUCCUAUUUUAAGGGAUUAUUUAUUGAAUGGUUGCAGCUUUUUACAUACUUAUGUAUGUACUUACUUACAUUUGUUUAGACGUUCAUUUGUUUGGCAUCAUGCUAACGUCUUUCAAUUCUAUGCUUUCUAUUAAAGCCAAUUGAAACAAAAGCAUUGCUAUGUUUUUGUUUGUUUGUUUUUUUGGUUUAUAAAGCGUAUAACAUCGAUGAUAUUUAUGAUUGCUUAUUCCAACUGUGUUUUGGUUAUUGUGAUCUGUGUGUUUUUAAGGAGGCACAGUAUGAAUUGUUUUGGGGGGGGGGUUUCCCACUUUUCUUCCACUCUUACUGCAACAAAGUACUAUUUGACAUAUAUAGGAAUGUAUAUUCAUGUGUACAUACAGUAAUCCCUCGUUAGUUUUAGUCACCUCCCAUUAGCUAAUCUAGUUGAAAAUAAGACAUAAAUACGGUAAUAUAGACUCACACUAUGCAGUGGCUAUUGUCUCAUCAAUGUGACAUUACUGACCCCUAGUGACCAGUGUACAAUGCUACAUACAUUUCUUUGAAUGCAUUUUCUGAAUGCCUUAUAUUUGUAUUCUACUUUGUCAUUUUCAUGCUUGACAAUGCUGAAUUCAGGCAUAAAAUUCAUAUGCACAUUUUUUGACUAAGAGGCUAUAUUUAACCACACAACUACCAUGAUUUAUUAAUAUAGUCUGAAAAAACGUAAAGUGUGAAGCCGUGAAAUUCAAAGCGUGAUGUCACACGGGACGGCAGUAUAUUAAUAUGAGACUAUAAAACACACAUUCAAAGUAUUCACCACUGGUCAGCAGGUGUCAGUAAUGAUACUGUAAUAUUCAGCAAUGAUAGCCAGAACAGGCUUUUAUUGCAGGGUUGAAUUAUAAUACCUAAUAAAAACACGGCUGCCGUUGCGGCUGUCACCCACGUCAAGCUAAAACUUUCCUUCUUGUCCACCCCCCCACUCAGCUCGCCUAGCACUGGAAGACAUUUACAAUAAUAACAUACACAAGCACAAGUCUUAUGU
Messenger RNA from Dunckerocampus dactyliophorus (ringed pipefish), 5086 nucleotides. RefSeq names its product centrosomal protein 85, like (gene cep85l). Gene Ontology annotation, cellular component: centrosome. The record is from RefSeq and is a predicted model, not a curated record. The transcript has 13 exons. NCBI's taxonomy places the organism in Eukaryota, Metazoa, Chordata, Actinopteri, Syngnathiformes, Syngnathidae. The coding region runs from base 263 to 2611 and encodes 782 amino acids.